Messenger RNA from Penicillium olsonii, 594 nucleotides. NCBI's taxonomy places the organism in Eukaryota, Fungi, Ascomycota, Eurotiomycetes, Eurotiales, Aspergillaceae. The record is from the annotation of a GenBank genome assembly.
AUGGUCUCAUUAUUCGGCUGGGGCUCAAGCCCAAAGUCUGACUCAAGUCAGCCAGCGCAAGAAAAGCCCGCACCAGAACAACCCAAACCAAAAGUACCGGAGCUUCUACCCCAUCAAACUCCGCGACCUCCAAUCGGGUCCAACACGAAUCUCAAGCUCCUCUUCGGAGGAAUGACAUUCUUCGCACUGUCAGUUCUAGUGACACGGCGCGCAUUCAACAAAAAGCGCAUCGCUUGCAUCCCACCUUUCUACACAAGCUCUGUCUAUCAUCAGCCCCACUCAAACUCGGCAAUGGACGCCUUCGAGGCUCUCAACCUGGCCACUCUCAAUGUGGUUUCAUUCGGUCUGAUGGCCGGUGGAGCAGCCGGGUAUGCACUUAACAUCAACAAUAUCGAUGAUAUGCGGAAGUUCGUGCGAGCUGGUUUGCAGGGUGGCAGUGACACACCUGUGAAGAGCGAUGAGGAGCUCGAGGAGGAGGUGACCGAGUGGGUAUCCAAGGUCCUCGGUGACAAGUUUGAGAAGCAGCUGGAGAAGGAAAAAAUGAAGAGGGCGUUCCAGCAGGCUCAGGCUGAUCAGACUGCGAAAGAAAACUGA